This is a messenger RNA of Capsella rubella, 639 nucleotides long. Its product is annotated as probable histone H2AXb. The record is from RefSeq and is a predicted model, not a curated record. Bases 82 to 510 code for a protein of 142 amino acids. The transcript has 2 exons. Gene Ontology annotation, cellular component: nucleosome. NCBI's taxonomy places the organism in Eukaryota, Viridiplantae, Streptophyta, Magnoliopsida, Brassicales, Brassicaceae. Gene Ontology annotation, molecular function: structural constituent of chromatin; protein heterodimerization activity; DNA binding.
AAAACCCUAAAACCAAACUCCUACUUCACAAAACAUUCAUUUUCUCAAUCGCCUCUUCAAAUAUUUUCCGGUAACGCAAAAAUGAGUUCCGGCGCCGGCAGUGAGAAAUCCAAAGGAGGUAGAGGAAAGCCAAAAGCUACGAAGUCAGUUUCUCGAUCUUCUAAAGCUGGUCUUCAGUUUCCUGUUGGUAGAAUCGCUAGAUUCCUUAAAGCUGGUAAAUACGCUGAACGUGUCGGUGCUGGUGCUCCGGUUUAUCUCUCCGCCGUUCUUGAGUACCUUGCCGCUGAGGUAUUGGAGCUAGCAGGAAACGCAGCAAGGGAUAACAAGAAGACACGUAUUGUACCACGACACAUUCAGCUCGCAGUGAGAAACGAUGAAGAGUUGAGUAAACUUCUUGGAAGUGUUACAAUUGCUAAUGGAGGAGUUUUGCCUAACAUUCAUCAGACUCUUCUCCCAUCAAAGCUUGGAAAGAACAAAGGCGAUAUCGGAUCAGCUUCUCAGGAGUUUUGAUUUCUUGUUGUCUACUCUCUUUGUUUGUAACAUAGACUGGUCUCUCUCUCUCUUCUACAAUAGUUUUGGGAUUUCAUAUGGCUUUAAAAAAUCUGUGUUUGCAAAUCAAGUAAUGAAUAUGGUUUGAUA